Geodia barretti is the source of this 299-nucleotide messenger RNA. The record is from the annotation of a GenBank genome assembly. Lineage: Eukaryota; Metazoa; Porifera; Demospongiae; Tetractinellida; Geodiidae.
AUGCUCUGUGUAACGGUGUCAAAGACUGUGAGAAUGGAGAGGAUGAGACGAAUGUUCUCUGUGAGAACAAGUGUCUCAUGCCAUACUACGGAGGAUGUCCCUACAAUAGGGAAUGCAUUCCGUCUGAGACCGGUGUCAGUUGUGGCGACUGCCUGCCUGGAUUUAUUGAGUAUUCAGACGGAGUAUGCAUAGUGAGAGCUAAAUUUGAUCAAAAUAACUAUUAUGGAAGUGCAAUGGAUGGAGUCACCCAAGACAUAUGUGUCAUUUUAGGUCUUCAGCAAACCCAGUUUGAUAUGGGA